Messenger RNA from Symbiodinium sp. CCMP2456, 1014 nucleotides. Lineage: Eukaryota; Dinophyceae; Suessiales; Symbiodiniaceae. The record is from the annotation of a GenBank genome assembly.
GACCCGUUUAUGAUCAAUCCGGAUGGGAAGCGAGCUCAAAAGGCCGGACCACGCGAGGAUGAAAUCGCAACCAGCAUCAAAGCUAUAUUCGAUGACAUUGGCGAGGGCGGAAGGUUAUCCAGCGUGACAGCCGAUGCUGCCACCGCGACAGCGACACCAGGAGAAGAUGCGGAAGGCAUUCAUGGAGAAGAAAAGGAAGGACCUCCUGAUGACGAGAUUUCUGCAGAUGAAGCACCUGAUGAAGAAGUACCGUUGGCGGAAGCAGGAAGACCUCCAGAACCACCUGACGGAGAACGAGAAAAUGAGGCAGAAAACGAAAGAGAGAUCGAAGUUGAAGGUGAAGGAGCACCAGGUCGCAAGGCGAAGAUUGGCACUCUGAAGGCAGAAGCUAAGACUCUCGCACAUCUUUGCACUCGUCGGUAUCGAAAUCCGUAUUGCGAAGCUUGCGUCAGAGCGAAGAUGAAACACUUCCGAACAGAACGUGGAGCUUUCAAAAGGCAAUUGAAGUCAUGGGGAGAUUUGAUCACUUUCUACUUUCUUGACAUGCGCAAAGCCGCUGACAUGGGCAUGGGCAACGACGACGAAAACCGAGAGAUUCUGGUCGUGCGCGAUGUGGCAACCAAGGUUAUCGCAGCAAUACCUACGAAGAAUCGGUACGCAGAAGACGUCGUGGAUGCUCUGAGGAGAUUGAGUGGAAGGCGAAAAGUUAAAUUGGCCUAUAGCGAUGCUGCUCCAGAGUUUGACUCAGCCAUGGCGCAGCUCCGAAUCCCAGUCGAUCACUCGUUGCCCGGUCAUCCGAAGAACAAUUCUCUUGCAGAAAGAACCAACCAAGUGGUGAUCUACACCGUGGCUACCGCCUUGUUACAUGCAGGAUUACCAGCACAGUGUUGGCCCUUUGCCCUCAACUGCGUGAGUCACAAUCGCAAUAUCGAGGAUGUGGAAGGAGAUGGUGAUUCAGCAUGGAAAAGGAUGACAGGUGAAGAUUUCAAAGGGAAGCCAUACCAUUCGGUGUGA